Molecule: messenger RNA, 1043 nt
Organism: Vigna angularis (adzuki bean)
Lineage: Eukaryota; Viridiplantae; Streptophyta; Magnoliopsida; Fabales; Fabaceae
Exons: 2
Coding region: 370-819 (149 amino acids)
Source: RefSeq, a predicted model, not a curated record
AGCAACACAAAGAUCUGCAUCUCAGCCUCUAUAUCUAUCCACACAUCCACACCCUUCUGCCUCAAUCCUCGUCACACACAAAACACAACACUCGCACAUGUUGUGGACCAAAUUCAGAUCCAUCACCCACAAAACCAGUUAAUUAUUGAUUUUGUGUUCGUGUUGGAUUCGGUUUCACCAAUUUCUCCAAGAGAGCCCGUGAAGGGUUUGUGAUGUACCAUAAGCUGUUCAAGCUUUUCUUUUUCGGCGGCGAGAAGGUUGAAGAGACUCAGUGGGAGAAGGAGCGAUAAAACAGAUACAAAUAGUUUCCAUCAUUUUUCUAGAUCUUUCCAUUGUUUUCAUUCGUCUUCAACUUCUGAUUUAUCGGCUAUGGCUGCGAAGGUUUUGAAAGAGACGAAGUCGAUGACGGCAGCGGAGAUGGUGGCGGAAACGGCGGAGGCGGCUGUGACGUCUGUGAAGUGCUGCUGCUGCGCGUUGGUGGAGGAGUGUACGCAGGCGUACAUUGGGCGCGUGAAGGAGAGGUACGGUGGGCGUUGGAUUUGUGGGCUGUGUUCGGAGGCAGUGAAAGAAGAGAGGGAGAGAGAGAAAAUCAUGAUUACAACAGACGAAGCUCUGAAACGUCACAUGAGGUUCUGCCAACAGUUCAGAUCAUCAACUCCUCCCGACAGCACGAAUGAGGAUUUCAUCCUCGCCGUCAAACAGAUUCUGUUCCGAACUUUGGAUUCUCCGAGGAAAGACCGUUUCAUUUGUCGACCACUUGGAAGAUCUCAAAGCUGCUUCUCAACCAUGCAAGGAACGCAGCAGGCAGAGAGGGAAUGAUCACUCCUCUUAUCCUACUCCAGCAAUAAAAGGAUUCAUGAAUCACAUAUUCAUUCAAGCAAAACUUAGAUAUAUGACUGUAAUGUUUUUCUAUUAUGUGAGAGUUGAAGUUUUAUUUCCUUAAUUCAAAAGGAUAGAACUUCAGUGUUGAUGAAAGAAUGAUAUUUCAGGGAACUGUAUCUAAGUUUUUUGUUGUAUAAAUAAAAUUGAGACUUGGUAGUUAU